Effrenium voratum is the source of this 3160-nucleotide messenger RNA. The record is from the annotation of a GenBank genome assembly. NCBI's taxonomy places the organism in Eukaryota, Dinophyceae, Suessiales, Symbiodiniaceae.
AGCCGCGGGAGCCAUGCAGCUGGCCUCAUGGCCUCAAGGCCUCGCGCACCAAACGCGGGCGCCAGCGCAGCCAUGGAGGCCCCGCAGACAUCUGCCGCGGCAGCCGCCCGCCUCAGCCUCGGCGGCCUCGGCGGCCUCGGCGGCGGUCAGCGCCCGCGUGGCGUUGCGCGGCCAGCGCCGCAGCAGAGAGACGGAGAGGGACGAAGCAGACGACGCGGAGGACACGGAAGCGGAGGAUGCCUGGGAGGGUUUCGGCACCCCGCGCGCUCUGGACAAGGAAGCGCUGCUUCAGGAGUUUGUGUCUCAUCAGCGGGUCUUGGUGGACACGGAGUUUGAGGAGCAGAAGCGCAUCAUAGAGACCCGGCUCAAGGAAUGGCCCUUGGAGCGCCUCGUGGAAGAAGGCCUGUCGCUGGGCCCGGCGAGGGCAGAGAAAGUGGGCAGCUUCUUUGGGGACGCGCUGGUGCGCUUUAAGGCUGAGCGGGAGCAGUUGCAGGAGGCCUCGCCGGGCGACAUUCUGCUGGUCAGCAAGGUAACCAGCAAUCCGCUGCUGCCUGACGCCUUGAAAGCCCAGGUUGUCAACGUGACCGGCGAGCACAUGGAUUGCGUCAUGGAGUACGCCCCUGCCAACAUGGAGCUUCGCUUGGACAAAGGUAUCAACAAGUUGGACCAUGAGAGGGCCCAAAGCGUGUUGAAGGAUCUGGGGGCUGGGGACCUCGCAACCCCCAUCUGCGAGCUUUGGAAGGUCUUUUUGAGUGCCAAGGCCUCGCACGCUCUUCCACAUGCCGGUUCCGGUGAGGUUGGGAAGGCGUCGAGCGGUUCCCCUGCAAGCCCAAAGGAUGAGCUGGAGAAACUCAACCAGCUCGAGGAGUGGAACCUGCGAUUGCCAGAAGACCUGCCUCUAGACGCCUCUCAGACGGAGGCCGUGCAGUUCCUGGAGGACCAACGGGUGGCCAUGGUGCAGGGCCCCCCAGGCUGUGGCAAGACUCGGACCGCCUGCGCGCUGCUAAAGGCUGCCAGCCAGCAGGGCAAGCGGUGCCUGGCUGUGGCGGACUCCAAUACCGCGGCGGACCAACUCCUCCGCGGACUUCUGGGCUGCGGGGUCGAGGCGCUGCGCCUGGGGUCUCCAGCCGCCGUCAGCGCGGAGCUGCGGGGCGCAACACUGCGGGCACAGCCAGGCUCCAAGAGGGAUGAGAAGUUGAAGAGCAAGCUGGUGAAGAAGAUCUCUGCCAUUGAGGAGAGGAUGGGCCAGCUGGAGGAGACGGUGAACCAAGACCGCCAGCGCCUGCGGCAAGGCUGCGAAACCUUCGACGGCCGCAUCUUCCAGGUGCCCAGCGAGGCCGAACACGCCGAGGGCCUUGCGUGGCUUGCGGGGAAGCUGCGCAGAGGCGAGGCGGUCGCCUGGGACAUGGAGUGGAUCCCCGACUCGAGGAGGAGCCAAAACCCAGUGGAGCUGCUGCAGUUUGCGGACGAUGACACGGCGCUACUGGUGAAGAUGGGGGGCAAGAGACAACUUCCGAAGGUCGUGAGAGAGCUUCUCACGUCGUCCGACUGCAUCAAGGUGACAGUGGGCCAAGACGAUAGAGACAAGGUCGAGCAGUCGUUCGAGCUGACGGCCGCGAAUGUGGUCGACCUGCAGAGCCUGGCGCAAGAGAAAGGCCUGGGCAGCAGCCUGGGCCUGCAGAAAAUGGCACAGCUCUUCGGGAUGAAGAUGUUUAAGGAUCACACCAUCACCAUGUCGAACUGGGCUGGGCAGCUAUCAAAGGAGCAGGUGCAGUAUGCAGCAGAGGAUGCCUACUUCACCUAUCAGAUCUACGACCAGCUCAGUCUGUUUGACGUGCACGGCUCCGAUGAAAUCGAAACGGACGAGGCGCAGGAUAUCUUCCGCCAGAUGAAGCGCCUGAGAAACCAACGCCUGCAGCUCAAGCGACAGUUGAACAAGGUCAACCAGCACAUCUGCCGGGAGAUUGUCAAAAAGGCAGAGGUAGUGGUGUCGACCCUUUGCACCGCCAACUCCUGGAUGUGGCGGCAGGAGCUCUUUGACGUUGUUCUUCUGGACGAGGCGGGGCAGGCCACGGUGCCCCACGGGCUCAUGGGCUUCCGGAAGCUGCAGGAGGGCGGGCGCCUGGUCCUGAUCGGCGACCCCAUGCAGCUGCCACCGGUGUGUGUGUCCCAGAUGGCGGCCCACCGGGGCUUGAGCACCUCCAUCUUCGAUUUCCUGCUUGACUGCGGCCUGAAGCCGAAGAUGCUCUCCAUCCAGUAUCGCAUGCAGCCCCUGAUCAGCCUUUGGCCAUCGGAGACCUUCUACAAAGGCCGGCUGCGGGACGGCAUCAUGGCCGACACCGCGCGUUUCCGCUCGCUGCCCUGGCUCCGGCAGCCCAUCGCCUUUGUGGACGUCGCCGGGCAGGAGGAGCUAGGGGGCACAUCCUACUUCAACCUGCGAGAGUGCAACGCUGUCCGGGAAACUGUGGCAAGGCUCCUGGAAGAGCUGGACCCAGAGGACAUCGGGGUCAUCUGCCCCUACCGGUCCCAGGUCCUGCGCUUGAAGCGUGACCUCUGCGUGGAGGUGCAGUCCGUGGAUGGCUUCCAGGGGCGAGAGAAGAAAGUGAUCAUCUUCUCCUGCGUGCGGGCACACAACGAGCCCCGAGGUGGCAUUGGCUUCCUGUCAGACUUCCGGCGCUUGAACGUGGCGAUCACGCGUGCGCAGCGCGCGCUCAUUGUCUUCGGCAACAGGAAGACUCUGCAGCGUCACUUCAUGUGGGCCAACUGGCUGCAUUUUGUGGGCCACCACGACUCGCGGUUUACUUGGCCACAUUUGCUGCCCCAAGCCAACCUGUCGGCCUACACCUUCAAGUUUCUCCAGCGAUCCUGGGAGAGACGGAGUCCUUCCCCGAUCGAACAGCGGCGCGAGUCGAGGAACAAGGCAAACGCCGCCCAGAAGCUGAGAAGAGCGCGGAUGAAUCGUCGGUGGAAGUGGGCUUUUGCAGCACCGGGCCGGCGGAUGCGCCUCGAAACCCGGAGGGAGCCCGCUCCGAGCCGGCCUUGGGAUUUGUAAAGGCGAGACCACUUGGAAGGUGCCGUCAGGGGUUCCUGACGACCUUGAAAUCAACGUGCAUGCCAGGCGCUGUGUCUUCUUCUGAGGGUGCCCCUCUUUUUGAGUGGU